Anolis carolinensis (green anole) is the source of this 2530-nucleotide messenger RNA. RefSeq names its product zinc finger protein 883. The transcript has 6 exons. Bases 274 to 2313 code for a protein of 679 amino acids. The record is from RefSeq and is a predicted model, not a curated record. Gene Ontology annotation, biological process: regulation of DNA-templated transcription. NCBI's taxonomy places the organism in Eukaryota, Metazoa, Chordata, Lepidosauria, Squamata, Anolidae.
CAGAGAGGCAGGAAGGAAGUGGGCCUCCUUAGACCAGGAUUUCCUGACUGUCUAGGACUCAUACUCCCACCCCUUAAUCCUUCCGUGCCCGGCUGGGAGAGAGAAUUUGUCCAUUUGGCCUCUUCCUUCCUUCUCCUCCUUCUGAGGAAAUGUGACUGUUGGCUGGGAAUUUUGGAGUAGAGUGUGUUCAGGGAUUUCUUUCCCUUGAGAGAGGAGAGCCUAGGAAAAGCAUCUUGAAUCCAAUUUUCUUCUUCAUCAAACAGUGGUUCAAACAUGGAGAGAACCAACUCACCUGGACUUGAAGCAGGACUUGGGAGUAGUGGGGAAUUCUGGGAAAGCACUACCCAGACGUUCCUGAAUACACACAUACAGCACCAGCGCUUCAGGCAGUCCUCCUACCAUGAGGGUGAGGGACCCAGAGAGGUUUGCAGCCGCCUCCACGAUCUCUGCCGCCAGUGGCUGAAGCCAGAGCAACACACCAAGGCUGAGAUGCUGGACCUGGUGAUCCUGGAGCAGUUCCUGAGCCUCCUGCCCCCAGAGAUGGGGAGCUGGGUCCGAGAGUGUGGAGCAGAGACCUGUUCCCAGGCGGUGGCCCUGGCGGAAGGCUUCCUCCUGAGUCAGGCAGAAGACAAGAAGCAGGAAGAACAGGUCCAAAAUAACUGCAUGGAAGUCCAGUCUAAUAUCCCUGCAUCAGAGAAAUCUCCAUCAAACACCACCCAGAGUCUCAGGCUUAAACAGGAAGGAGAUGGGGCUACAGCCUUGCAGGAAGCUGGAAUGAUGUCGUUGCCGAAUCCUCAGUCGUUUCUUCCCCUUUGUGAUGGAGUGGAACUGAAUCAGGGCCAAAUUGCCUUUGAGGACGUGGCUGUCCAUUUCUCCCUGGAGGAGUGGGUUCUCCUGAAUCCUGAUCAGAUAGUCUUGCACAUGCAGAUCAUGGAGGAAAUUCGUGGGCUUGUGGACUCUCUUGUAUAUAACGGGGAGAAGAGCAAUGUAUGCACAAAACACAGAAAACAUUUUGGGAAGAAUGGAGACCUUCCUCGACACCAGCAAGCCCAAAGUGAAGAUGAAGAUUCUGCCAGAGAAAAGCCCUACAAAUGUGAUGUAUCUGGUCAAUGUUUUACUCAAAACAUGGCACUAGUGCUUCACAAGACACUCCAUCCUGGGGAAAACGAUCUUAAAUGGAAAGUAUCAGCAACAUGUGUGAUUGAUCACAAAUUGCCAAAUGUGGGCCAACAAGAAAUUUUUGCAGGAACCGAGGAUUAUCGUUCACAGUUGGUGAGCUACAAAAGACACCAAACAGGAGAAAAGCCAUACCAGUGCCAGGAGUGUGGGAAAUGUUUUGCUGAAAGUUCACACUUGGUGAGGCACAAAAUACUCCACACAGGAGAGAAACCAUACCAAUGCCAGGAGUGUAGGAAAUGUUUUGCUUACAGUUCAGACUUGGUGAGGCACAAAAGACUCCACACAGGAGAGAAGCCAUACCAAUGCCAGGAGUGUGGAAAAAGUUUUGCUUACAGUUCAGAUUUGGUGAGGCACCAAAGACUGCACACAGGAGAGAAGCCAUACCAAUGCCCGGAGUGUGGGAAAUGUUUUUCUUACAAUUCUGACUUGGUGAGCCACAAAAGACUCCACACAGGAGAGAAGCCAUACCAAUGCCAGGAGUGUGGAAAAUGUUUUACUAACAGUUCAAACUUGGUGAGCCACAAAAGACUUCACACAGGAGAGAAGCCAUACCAAUGUCAGGAUUGUGGGAAAUGUUUUGCUGACAGUUCAGCCUUGGCGAGCCACAAAAGACUCCACACAGGGGAGAAGCCUUACCAAUGUCAGGAGUGUGGGAAAUGUUUUUCUUACACGUCAUGCUUGGUGAGCCACAAAAAACUCCACACAGGGGAGAAGCCAUACCAAUGUCAGGAUUGUGGGAAAUGUUUUGCUGACAGUUCAGCCUUAGUGAGCCACAAAAGACUCCACACAGGGGAGAAGCCUUACCAAUGCCAGGAAUGUGGGAAAUGUUUUGCUCGCAGUUCAUACUUGGUGAGUCACAAAAGACUCCACACAGGAGAGAAGCCUUACCAAUGCCAGGAGUGUGGGAAAUGUUUUGCUUACAGUUCAGCCUUCGUGAAACACAAAAGACUUCACACAGGAGAGAAGCCUUACCAAUGCCAGGAUUGUGGCAGGUGUUUUGCUUACAGUUCAGAUCUGGUGAGCCAUAAAAGAUUCCACACAGGAGAGAAACCAUACCAAUGCCUGGAGUGUGGGAAAUGUUUUAUUCAGAUCUCAUCCCUUAACAAGCACCAGAGAAUACACACAGGCCAAUAAACAUCCUUUGUGGGUAAACAUCUGAUUUCAAAAAGGUCAGUUUGAAAAGUUCUGCCUAAGAUUUGUUAGAUUCCCCUUUCUUGUCAUUUGAAUCCCUAAAUGGAGUUCCUGUUCUUGGAGCAACGGAAAGCAAGCUCCCUGUGACAAUCCUUCAGAGGGUAAAAUACGAUCGCCAUGUCACCUAUUCUGUAGAAAAAAUAAACCAUAUGUAAUUCCA